AUUUAUUUUACCUGUAUGUAUAUAUAUGUGUGUGUGUGUGUGUAGACACGCUUACACAAAACACAUACCAGUAAAUGAUAAUGGGAAAAUCCUCUCACAAAUAACCAGAAAAAAUUUAUUAAAAAGUGACAGUCUACCCGCAAAUCUACUCCAUGCUCUAUUUAUAACAAAGCACGGAGUGUACUUGAGGGUAGACUCAACAGUUUUAAUACAUUUGUUUCUGAUUAUUUGUGAGAGGAUUUUGCGUUAAGCCUGAUGAACCUACAACACGCCAGCUGACUGAGGUGCUCACAACCAUUGCACGUAGUCUCAGUGAACAGCUAGAAGAAUACAAUGCCAGGCCUCAUCCUCGGAACCUAGUGUACUCUGCCCUUGAUAAGGGUAUGGAGGAAUAUAUGGCCUUGUACAUGUCCCGUGUUAAUGGUCGUCAGCAGGUCCUUAUUACUCGGUACUCGAGUGCAAGGCCCAGCCUGUUAAUGCCUUGGCAAACAUCACUUUAGGAGAUGAUGAUGAUGGCACCACCGAUGAUGAUAUUAAAGUGUUGGGUGACUUACUGGUGGAAGAGCUGCCUCAAGACUUUGAUGCUGAGGUUAGAGGAGGAAGCAGUAACCUGCCUCAGAACCCAUCAACCAGCCCCUCAAGCCAUCCAGCGUGAGGAAGAAAAAGUUAAACGCUCAAUGAAGGAAGCUGCUAAAAAAGGUGAUAAAGAUGUAUGCCGGAUGCUUGCCAAGGAAAUUAUACAGUCACGAAAAGCUGUUACUCGGAUUUACACGAGCAAGGCUCAUCUCAACUCUGUACAGUCACAGAUGAAGGCACAGUUAGUAGUCACUGUUAUCAUUAAGGACUGUCUUCAUCACUGAUCGGCUCAUUAGCUGCUUGGGCGGUUGGUCACGUCUCUGUUACGCACUGUUGGCAUGCAC
This is a messenger RNA of Homarus americanus (American lobster), 920 nucleotides long. Its product is annotated as charged multivesicular body protein 3-like. Gene Ontology annotation, cellular component: multivesicular body; ESCRT III complex. The transcript is spliced from 3 exons. NCBI's taxonomy places the organism in Eukaryota, Metazoa, Arthropoda, Malacostraca, Decapoda, Nephropidae. Bases 504 to 860 code for a protein of 118 amino acids. Gene Ontology annotation, biological process: protein transport; endosome transport via multivesicular body sorting pathway; late endosome to vacuole transport. The record is from RefSeq and is a predicted model, not a curated record.